Selaginella moellendorffii is the source of this 2221-nucleotide messenger RNA. RefSeq names its product NADP-specific glutamate dehydrogenase. The coding region runs from base 192 to 2030 and encodes 612 amino acids. The record is from RefSeq and is a predicted model, not a curated record. Gene Ontology annotation, cellular component: cytosol. Lineage: Eukaryota; Viridiplantae; Streptophyta; Lycopodiopsida; Selaginellales; Selaginellaceae. Gene Ontology annotation, molecular function: L-glutamate dehydrogenase (NADP+) activity. The transcript is spliced from 16 exons.
CAGGAUUCCUAUUAAAGACAAGGAUCCAUAGCACAUUCUCAGGUAGAGUCCCCACUCAACCAAAACUUAUCAGCAAACCAAACGAGCACGGAUAUUCCGUCACUAUAACGUACAGCGACAUUCUCGGCUAUGGCGGAUUCAGGAGACCUAAUUCAGUGCGGCAUGGCGCCAGUGUAGGUCUGGGAUUCGCGAUGGACGACAUCGAUCUGGAGCUUGGAGCCGAGGACGAGCACGGAGGAUUCGACACGCAGGCGCUCGUCCAGCUCCAGCAGCAGCACGAGCAAAUCGAGCGCUCGCUGCAUGGCGCGAGCUCCAGCAGCGCAUUGUCGCUCCAGGAGGCCGCUCAGCAGGAGCAGCAGGACAAAGAUCAUCAGCAGGGGCAGCAACAGGCUCCCCGGAAGAAGAAAGUGGUGAAGAAAUGGAGGGACGAAUGGGCCGACACUUACAAAUGGGCCUACGUUGCGCUCCAGGAGGGGAGUCCUCGAAUUUUUUGCCGCGUUUGCAAGGAGUUUGGCCGCAAGCACAGAAGGAAUCCCUAUGGGAACGAGGGCAGCCGCAACAUGCAAAUGAGUGCUCUCGAAGAACACAACAACAGUUUGCUACACAAGGAAGCACUGCGAUUGCAAGCAGCGUCUAGAGACAAGGGACAUGGAAUGCUCGAGCGUCCAGUUUAUAUCAAAGCUCUUCUAUCACGAACUUCCGAGUCUAUAAUCGAGGGUGUGGCAAGAAGAGAUCCAAAUGAAGCAGAGUUCAUCCAAGCGGUACACGAAGUUGUGCAUACUUUGGAACCUGUUCUUACCAAGUAUCCACAAUACGCUCAUGUCCUGGAGCGGCUUUUGGAGCCGGAAUGUAUCAUCAUUUUCAGAGUUCCGUGGAUGGAUGACAAAGGUGAAAUUCACGUGAACAGAGGAUUCAGGGUAAAUUUCUGUCAAGCUCUUGGUCCAUACAAGGGUGGCUUGAGAUUUCAUCCGUCUGUGAAUUUAAGCAUCAUCAAGUUUCUGGCUUUUGAUCAAACGUUGAAACAUUCAUUGACACCGCUCAAUCUGGGUGGUGCAAGAGGUGGAAGUGAUUUCGAUCCCAAAGGGAAGAGUGAUAACGAGGUUCUACGUUUUUGUCAGAGCUUUAUGGAAGAGCUUUAUCGCCACAUCAAGGCUCAUCAGGACGUGUUUACUGGUGACAUUGGUGUCAACUCCAGAGAAGUGGGAUAUCUUUUCGGCCAGUAUCGUCGUCUAACAGGCCAUUUUGACCUGUCUUCAGCAGGGUGGGCUAGUCGAAACAUUCGAAGCAUAGCGACUGCUGCCACGGGUUAUGGUCUGGUUUAUUUUGCGAAGUUUCUUUUGGCUGAUCUGAACAAGGAUCUAAGGGGCCUAAGGUGCGUUGUAAGCGGAUCUGGGAAAGUAGCUAUGCACGCAUUGGAAAAACUCAUCAACUUCGGUGCAGUUCCCGUGACCGUAUCAGACUCUAAGAGCUACUUGCUAGACGACGAUGGUUUCGACAAUAUCAAACUCGCUCUGAUAAAAGAAAUCAAGUUCCAACGGAAAAGCUUGCGGGAGUACACAAAGAGGUACUCGAAAGCACGCUUCUAUGAAGACGCGAAACCGUGGGGAGAGAAAUGCGAUCUCGCGUUUCCUUGCGCGACGCAAAACGAGAUCAAUCAUUCAGAUGCUUUGGCGCUGGUCAAUGCGGGAUGUCAAGUACUCAUCGAAGGGUCCGACAUGCCGUGCACAACGGAGGCUGCGGAGGUGAUUCGCAAGGCUGGAAUUUUCAUUGCGCCUAGCAAAGCUGCGAAUGCCGGAGGGGUGGCCAUUACGGACCUGGAGGCGAUGCAAAACAGCAGCUGCAUUCAACUCUCAGCGGAAACAAUCGACGCUCAACUCCAGGAUUUCGUCAGGACGAUGUACCUGAAGUGCCUGGGAGUGGCAAACGAGUAUGGAUUUCCCAGAGGAGCCCCAGAGUCACUAGUCUACGGUGCAAACAUUGCGAGCUUUCUCCGCGUUGCUCAAGCGCUUCUGGAACAAGGCUGUGUGUGACUGCGGGGAAAGGAAGAUAGCCUCCAUAUCCAUCCAUAUAUGCUAUGUACAGGUGUAAAUAGCAUUGAUCCGGACGAACUAAUCGUUCUAAAGAAGAAGAAGAAGAAGAAAAGAAGGAAGAAGAGGAAUAACUUUUGAUUUUAUGUACAAAACAAAAUAAUAACCUAAUGACUCGUGCCACGUGGAACGCA